This is a messenger RNA of Arabis nemorensis, 1536 nucleotides long. NCBI's taxonomy places the organism in Eukaryota, Viridiplantae, Streptophyta, Magnoliopsida, Brassicales, Brassicaceae. The record is from the annotation of a GenBank genome assembly.
AUGGAGGCGGAGAAGAUGGAGCUGAAGCUUUACAACACGAUGACGCAACAGAAGGAAGUUUUGGUUCCGAUCAAUCCCGGCAAGAUCGGAUUGUAUGUCUGUGGUAUUACAGCUUACGAUUUCAGCCACAUCGGUCAUGCUCGCGCCGCCGUUUCCUUUGAUGUUCUUUACAGAUACUUAAAGCAUUUGGGUUACGAAGUUAAUUUUGUCCGGAAUUUCACAGAUGUUGAUGACAAGAUUAUCAAACGUGCUAAUGAGAAUGGAGAGAACCCGUUAGAUUUGAGUAAUCGCUUUUGCGAGGAGUAUUUGGUAGAUAUGGGUGCUCUUCAGUGCCUCCUUCCCACCCACCAGCCUCGUGUCAGCGACCAUAUGGAUCACAUUGUUAAGAUGAUAGAAACGAUCAUUGAGAAAGACUGUGGGUAUGUAGUGGAAGGCGAUGUGUUCUUUUCGGUUGACAAGUCUCCAAAUUAUGGUAAACUAUCUGGGCAAAUGUUGGAACAUACACGAGCUGGUGAGCGUGUUGCUGUUGAUUCGAGAAAGCGUAACCCUGCUGAUUUUGCAUUAUGGAAGGCUGCAAAACCCGAUGAGCCAAGUUGGGAGAGCCCAUGGGGUCCAGGAAGACCAGGAUGGCACAUCGAGUGCAGUGCAAUGAGUGCUCAUUAUCUGUCUCCGAGAUUUGACAUUCAUGGUGGUGGUGCCGAUCUGAAAUUCCCGCAUCAUGAAAAUGAGAUUGCUCAGACAUGUGCUGCAUGUGAGGAUGGUGGUGUGAAUUACUGGUUGCAUAAUGGACAUGUCACUAUCAAUAACGAGAAGAUGGCAAAAUCUAAGAAAAACUUUAAAACAAUCAGAGAAAUCACAGCUAGUUACCAUCCAUUGGCUCUGAGGCACUUCUUGAUGAGUGCACAGUACCGGUCUCCUCUGAGUUUUUCAGAGUCACAGCUAGAGAGUUCGUCAGAAGCUUUAUAUUAUGUUUAUCAGACAUUACAAGAUCUUGAUGAUGGUCUCUUGCCAUAUCGAGAAGCAAUGUCAGAAGACGGGGGAAAAGCUGAACCGACUGCAGAAGCCAUAGACAUCAUUAACAAUCUGAAAAGUGAGUUUGAAGCAAAGAUGUUAGACGAUUUGAAUACUGCCCAUAUACUUACGGGUGCUUACCAAGAUGCAUUGAAAUUCAUCAACGCCUCGCUUGGCAAGCUCAAGAAAAUGCAAAAAAGGCAGCGGAUGUCGCUGCUUGUGUCACUCAUUGAGAUUGAAAAAGCAGCAAGGGAAGUUCUUGAUGUACUUGGUUUGCUCACUACUCUGAGCUAUGCUGAUAUUUUGAAAGAAAUGAAACAAAAAACACUAACUAGAGCAGGAUUGGGAGAAGAAGACAUUUCUCGGUUAGUAGAAGAAAGGAUAAUGGCGCGAAAGAACAAAGAAUUUGAGAGAAGCGAUGCGAUAAGAGCAGAAUUGACGAUCAAAGGGAUAGCAUUAAUGGAUAUCGGCAAAGAAACUGUGUGGAGGCCAUGUUUCCCUUCUCAGGCUAAUUCCAGCAAUUGA